This is a messenger RNA of Harpia harpyja (harpy eagle), 5632 nucleotides long. Its product is annotated as spectrin beta chain, non-erythrocytic 2-like. NCBI's taxonomy places the organism in Eukaryota, Metazoa, Chordata, Aves, Accipitriformes, Accipitridae. The record is from RefSeq and is a predicted model, not a curated record. Gene Ontology annotation, cellular component: cell junction; plasma membrane; cell projection. Gene Ontology annotation, molecular function: phospholipid binding; actin filament binding. Gene Ontology annotation, biological process: actin cytoskeleton organization.
CCUGCUGCAGAUCCACGCGCUGGUGGAGGCCGACAUCGCGGCGCAGGCGGAGCGAGUGCGGGCGGUGAGCGCCGCGGCGCAGCGAUUCGCCGUGCCCGGUGAGGGCUACCAGCCCUGCGAGCCGGCGGCGGUGCAGGAGCGCGUGGCCACGCUGGAGCUGCGUUACCGGGAGCUGGCGGAGCUGGCGGGACAGCGCCGGGCUCGGCUGGAGGAAUCGCGGCGGCUCUGGAAAUUUUUCUGGGACACCGGGGAGGAAGAAGCCUGGAUGCGGGAGCAGGAACGUCUCCUCUCCUCCGAGGACGUCGGCCGGGAUCUGACCAGCUCCCUGCGCCUGCUGAGCCAGCACGACGCCUUCCGCGGGGAGCUGAGCGGGCGUGCGGGGCCACUGGAGCAGGCGCUUGCCCGGGGCCGGGGUCUGGCGGCCGAGGGCCGGCUAGGGGCGGCCGAGGUGGCCGAGCGGGUACGGGAGAUGGAAGGACGUUGGCGAGCGUUGGCCGAGCUGGCGGCCGAACGCGAGCGACGCCUGCGGGAAGCCGCCGGCUUCUUCCAGUUCCAGGCGGAGGCGGCGGACACGGAGGCCUGGUUGGAGGACGCCCUGCGCCUGGCGUCCAGCCCCGAACUGGGCCACGACGAGUAUUCCACCCGCAGCCUGGCCCGGCAGCACCGGGAAGUGCAGGAGGAGGUGCGGAGCCACCGCCCCGCCAUCGACGCCCUGCACGAACAGGCUCGCGCCCUGCCGCCCGCCUUCGCCGACUUUCCCGGCGCGGCCGGUCGGCUGCCGGCGCUGGAGCGGCGUUACCAGGAGUUGGCGGCGCGAGCCGAGCGCCGGCGGCAGGACCUGCAGGACGCUCUCAGCCUCUACACCAUGCGCAGCGAGGCGGACGCCUGCGGGCUGUGGGUGGGCGAGAAGGAGCAGUGGCUGCACGCCAUGCACGUCCCCGACAAGCUGGAGGACCUGGAGGUGGUGCAGCAGCGCUUCGAGACGCUGGAGCCGGAGAUGAAUAACCUGGCGUCCCGCGUGGCCGCCGUCAACCGCAUCGCCGACCAGCUGCUGGCCACCGACCAGCGCAACCAGGAGAGCAUCCGUGCCACCCGCGAGCAGCUCAACGCCAGGUGGGAGCGGUUCCGCGCGCUGGCCGACCAGAAGAAGGAGGCGCUGACGUCGGCGCUGAACAUCCAGAACUACCACCUGGAGUGCAACGAGACCACGUCCUGGAUGCGGGAGAAGACGAAGGUGAUCGAGUCGACGCAGGGGCUGGGCAACGACCUGGCCGGCGUCAUGGCCCUGCAGCGCAAGCUCUCGGGCAUGGAACGCGACCUAGAAGCCAUCCAGGGCAAGGUGCGGGACUUGCGAGCCGAGGCGGAGAAGUUGGCGGCCGAACACCCGGAACAGGCGCCCGCCAUCCUGGCCCGGCUGUCGGCCAUCGAGGCGGUGUGGGACGAGCUGUGCCGCAGCCUGCGGCGUCGCGAGGAGUCGUUGGGGGAGGCCAGCAAGCUGCAGGGCUUCCUGCGGGAUCUGGCCGCCUUCCAGGCCUGGCUAUCCCGCACCCAGAUGGCCGUGGCCUCCGAGGACGUGCCGGCCACCCUGGCCGAGGCCGAACGGUUGCUGAGUCAGCACGAGAGCAUCCGUAAGGAGAUCGCCCACUACGGCGACGACUACCGCAGCACGCGAGCUGUGGGCCGGGAGGUGACGCAGGGACAGACGGACGCGCAGCACGUCUUUCUGCACCAGCGCCUGGAAGCUCUGGACACGGGUUGGGAGGAGCUGGGGAGGAUGUGGGAGAACCGCCACCAUCUCCUCUCCCAAGCCUUCGCCUUCCAACUCUUCCUCCGUGACUCCAAGCAGGUCGAGGGCGUCCUCAGCACCCAGGAGUACGCCCUGUCGCACACGGAGAUGCCCAGCACGCUGCCGGGAGCCGAGGCUUCCGUCAAGAAGCACGAGGACUUCAUGGCCACCAUGGAGGCCAAUGGGGAACGUGUCCAGGGGCUGGUAGCCGCCGGCCGCAAGCUGGUGGCCGAGGGCAGCCUCCACGCCGACAAGGUGCAGGAGACGGUGGAUUCGGUGGAGAGCAGGCACCAGAAGAACCGGGACACGGCCCAGGAGCUGCUGGGGCGGCUGCGGGACAACUGGGAGCUGCAGCGGUUCCUGCAGGACGGGCAGGAGCUCACGCUCUGGAUCAACGAGAAGAUGCUGACGGCCCAGGACGUCUCCUACGAGGAGGCCCGCAACCUGCACACCAAGUGGCAGAAGCACCAGGCCUUCGCGGCCGAGCUGGCCGCCAACAAGGGCUGGCUGGAGAAGAUGGAGAAGGAGGGCCAGCAGCUGGCGUCGGUGAAGCCGGAGCUGGGGACGGUGGUGACGGAGAAGCUGGCGGCGCUGCGGGGGCUGUGGGACGAGCUGGAGUCGACCACGCGGACGAAGGCGCGGCGCCUGUUCGACGCCAACCGCGCCGAGCUGUGCGCCCAGUCCUGCGCGGCGCUGCGGGGCUGGCUGUCCGGCGUGCACGCCCAGCUGCGCUCCGACGACUACGGCAAGGAUCUCACCAGCGUCAACAUCCUGCUCAAGAAGCAGCAGAUGCUGGAGAAGCAGACGGCGGUGCGGGAGAAGGAGGUGGAGGCGAUCCGGGCGCAGGCGCAGGCCCUCAGCCGGGAGGACCCAGCGGCGGCCGAGGUGCAGGGACAGGUCCGUGCCGUGGAGGAGCAGUUCUUGGGGCUGCGGGAGCCGCUGCGGGAGCGAUGCCGAAAGCUCCUGGCCUCCAAGGAGGAGCACCAGUUCAACCGCGACCUGGAGGACGAGAUCCUGUGGGUGAAGGAGCGCAGACCCCUGGCUGUGUCCACCGACCACGGCAAGGACCUGCCCUCCGUCCAGCUCCUGAUAAAGAAGAACCAGACGCUGCAGAAGGAGCUGCAGGGCCAUGAGCGGAGGGUGGAGGAGCUGCUGGGACGGCGCGGGGGGCUGUCGGGCCCGGCCGAGCGGGUGCGGGAGCUGCGGGAAGCCUGGCAGGAGCUGCGGCUGCAGGCAGAGCUGCGGCACCGGCGCCUGGAGCGGGCUCACGCCGCCCAGCAGUUCUACUGCGACGCCGCCGAGGCCGAGGCUUGGAUGGGCGAGCAGGAGCUGCACAUGAUGUCCCAGGAGAAGGCGAAGGACGAGCUGAGCGCCCAGGCCAUGGUCAGCAAGCACUUGGUGCUGGAGCAGGCGCUGCGGGACUAUGCCCACACCGUGCACCAGCUCUCGGCACAGAGCCGCGACAUGGUGGCCAGCGGGCACCCCGAGAGCGAGCGGCUGACGCUGCGCCAGGGCCAGGUGGACAAGCUCUACGCCAGCCUGAAGGACCUGGCGGAGGAGCGCCGGGCCACGCUGCAGGAGCACCAGCGGCUCUGCCAGCUCAAACGCGACGUGGACGACCUGGAGCAGUGGAUCUCGGAGCGGGAGGUGGUGGCCGCUUCCCACGAGCUGGGCCAGGACUACGAGCACGUCACGAUGCUGCGGGACAAGUUCAGGGAGUUCUCGCGGGACACCAGCAGCAUCGGGCAGGAGCGGGUGGACGGCGUCAACGGGCUGGCGGACGCGCUGAUCGCGGCGGGGCACUCGGAGAACGCCACGGUGGCCGAGUGGAAGGACGGGCUGAACGAGGCCUGGGCCGACCUGCUGGAGCUGAUCGACACGCGGUCGCAGAUGCUGGCGGCCUCCUACGAGCUGCACCGGUUCUACCACGACGCCCGCGAGACCCUGGCCCAGGUGCAGCACAAGCAGAAGCAGCUGCCGGACGAGGUGGGCCGCGACCUGAACACGGCCGAAGCCAUGCAGCGCAUGCACACCGCCUACGAGCACGACAUCCAGGCCCUCAGCACCCAGGUGCGCCAGGUGCAGGAGGACGCGGCACGGCUGGAGAAGGCGUACGCCGGGGAGAAGGCGGCCGACAUCCGCCGGCACGAGCAGGCGGUGAGCGAGGCCUGGGCCGAGCUGCGCGGCAGCAGCCAGGGACGGCGCCGGCUGCUCCUCGAUACCGUCGACAAGUUCCGCUUCUUGCGGGCGGUGCGGGACCUGCUGCUCUGGAUGGACGGCGUCCGCCUGCAGAUCGAGGGCCAGGAGCGCCCGCGGGACGUGUCCUCGGCCGAUCUGGUGAUCAAGAACCACCAGAGCAUCAAGGCGGAGGUGGAGGCGCGGGCCGACAGCUUCGACGCCUGCGUGGCCAUGGGCACCGCGCUGCUCGACAAGGGCCACUACGCCGCCGACAAGAUCUCGGAGAAGCUCUCGCAGCUGCAGGAACGCCGCCGGGACAUCGGGGACCGCUGGAAGGAGAAGAUGGACUGGCUGCAGAUCGUGCUGGAGGUGCUGAUGUUCGGGCGGGAUGCCAGCAUGGCGGAGGCCUGGCUUUCCAGCCAGGAGCCCCUGGUACGCUCGGCGGAGCUGGGGGGCAGCGUGGCCGAGGUGGAGAACCUCAUCAAACGCCAUCAGGGCUUCCAAAAAGCGGCCGCCGCCUGGGAGGAGCGCUUCGCCGCCCUGGAACGCCUCACCACGCUGGAGGAGAAGGAGCGGCGGCGGCGUGAGGAGGAGGAGGCGAGGAAGAGGCGGCCGCCCACGCCCCCCCCCGCGCAGCCUGAGGCCGGGGGGGUCCCUCCGUCGGUGCCCCCCGACGCCCAGAACGGCGUGGGGACCAGGGAGCCGCAGCGGGCCCCGGCCCCGCAGAGCCGCCAGCCGGAGGCACCGGCCGUCAACGGGAUCUGCCCCGACAGCGCCGCGGCCCAGGUGCCGGCGGGGCCGGGGCUGACCAACGGGGCGCGGGAGCGGGGUCCCAGCCCGGGGGGGUCUCCCCGGGGGCGCUCGGGGGGGGUCCCGGCCCCCGACCACGCGGCCACGCUGCCCCCCCGCGCCCCCCCGGCCCCCGAGAGCCUGGAGGGCGGCCUCUGCCGCAAGCACGAGAUGGAAGCCCAGGGCAAGAAGGCCCCCAAUAGGUCCUGGCAGAGCGUGUACUGCGUGCUGCGGGGCAACCUCAGCUUCUACAAGGACGCCAAGAGCGCAGGGGUGGGGGCCCCCUACCACGGGGAGCCCCCCGCCAGCCUGCGCGGCGCCCGCUGCCACCCCGCUCUCCACUACAAGAAGCGCAAGCACGUCUUCAAACUGGGGCUGAGCGACGGCAAGGAGUAUCUCUUCCAGGCCAAGGAUGAGGCGGAGAUGAGCACCUGGCUGCGGGUGAUCCAGGCGGCGGCCGCCCUGGUGCCGGCGGGGACCGCGGGAGGGGCCGGGGGGGACCGGCGGGCGGGAAGGGGGGUGACGCGAGCCAUGAGCAUGCCCCCCCGCGCCGCCCCCCGCCGAGGGGGGCCGCCGCCCCCCCGCGCCCGCGAGGGGAAGGAGAAGGAGCGGGAGAAACGCUUCAGCUUCUUCAAGAAGAACAAGUAGAGCCGGGGGCUGGGGGGGGGGUGCCCUGGGACACGGGGGGGGUCCCGGCGGAGCCGAUGGAGGGACGCGGCGGGGGGGGCAGCACGGGGAGGGGCAGCGCGGGGGGUCUCGCUCACCGCCCCCCCCACACCCCGCGCCGUCGUGCCUUCCUGCCCCGGGGUCCCCGUGUCCCCCCGCGUCCCGGUGAUGUCCCCGCGCAGCCCCAACCCCCAAUAAAGCGACUGUAGAGAC